AUGACUGUCGCAGAUCGUUCAAGGCCUACAACGACGGCCACGACGCUAACGACCACCUCGAGCUCGGGCACCGACAUCGAGGCCGCGCCUGGGUCCCGCGCGCUCGACGGCCACUCGUCGCCCACGUCUGGCAGUAGCGAUCCCAACCAUGUCCUCGAUACCACGCGCAGCAACGAACUCUCCAUCCGCGACGAGAAGCAGCUCGGCGAGGUCGACGACGAUGCCUCGCAGCACAUGGAAAAGGAUCCCGACGCCGGCAUCACCUUUCCCGAGGGCGGCCUCCGGGCCUGGCUCAGCGUCCUGGGCGGCUUCUGGUGCACCUUCAUCACCUUUGGCUAUCUGAACAGCUUCGGCGUGUUUGAAGACUACUACCUCCAAUCCUUCCUCUCGGACAAGAGCUCGAGCCAGGUGGCGUGGAUCGGCGCGUUCCAGUACUUCCUCCUCUUUGCCAUGGGCGGCGUCUCGGGCAGGCUGUUCGACCUCGGAUUCUUCCGGCCCACGUUCACCUUUGGCUGCGUGCUGCUCGUCGUCUCGCAGAUGCUCCUCAGCCUCUGCACCGAGUACUACCAGUUCUUUCUCUGCCAGGGCGUCGGCCUCGGCCUCUCGUUCGGCAUCGUCUUCAACAUGGGCAUCAACUGCCCCGCCCACCACUUCCUCCAGCGCAGGGCCAUGGCCUUCGGCCUCAUCGCCACGGGCUCGUCGACGGGCGGCAUCAUCUUCCCCAUCAUGAUCCGCCGCCUGAUCCCGAUCGUCGGUUUCGGGUGGACGAUGCGCAUCGUCGGCUUCUUUGCCCUCUUUGCCGUCAUCUCGGCCUCGCUCUGCCUCAGCACGCGCCUGCCGCCGUCGAUCGACGUCUCUGACAAGUCCAAGGGCGGCUGGAAGCAGGUCAAGUGGGUCGACCUCGACGCCUUCCGCGUGCCCGCCUACUCGUGGUUCGUCUUUGCCUGCACCGUCGUCAUGCUCGGCCUCUACAUGCCCUUCACCUACAUGGACGUCUUCAGCCAGGUGCACAACGUCCCCGCCAGCGGCUACUACCUCUCGAUCCUCAACGCCUCGUCCAUGUUUGGCCGGGCGCUGCCGGGCCUCGUCGCCGACAAGGUGGGCCGCAUCAACGUGCUGCUGCCGCACAUUGCCAUCUCGGCCGUCCUCCUCAUCUUCUUCCCGCUCUGCGUCAACGUCGGCGGGCUGGUGGCCUUCGCCGUCAUCUUUGGCUUCACCUCGGGCUGCUACGUCUCCCUCAUCCCGGCAUGCUGCGCCCAGCUGGGCUCGACGGCCACCGUGGGCACCCGCAACGGGAUGAUGUUCAUGGUGGGCUCGCUCGGCGGCCUCUUUGGCACGCCCAUCAGCGGAGCCAUCCUCGGCGACGCGCCCGACUACGACUGGUGGGGUACGGCGGCCUUUUCCUUUGCCACGGUCCUCGUCGGCUCGUUUGCCAUUGCCACCAGCCGCUACUUUGCGCUCAACAAGCAGCUCCGCGGCAAGAUCUAG
Messenger RNA from Pseudozyma flocculosa PF-1, 1488 nucleotides. RefSeq lists its product as uncharacterized. The transcript has a single exon. The record is from RefSeq and is a predicted model, not a curated record. Gene Ontology annotation, molecular function: transmembrane transporter activity. Gene Ontology annotation, biological process: transmembrane transport. Gene Ontology annotation, cellular component: fungal-type vacuole membrane. The coding region runs from base 1 to 1488 and encodes 495 amino acids. NCBI's taxonomy places the organism in Eukaryota, Fungi, Basidiomycota, Ustilaginomycetes, Ustilaginales, Ustilaginaceae.